AAAAAAUAAAAAAGAAUUAGUGGGUCGUUAGAAUUAGUCGCAAUUGUUUAAAAGAAGAAUGAAGCACGCCAUUGUUCCACUCUGGAUGCAUGGAAGCCUUGCUUGUUAAUGGAGAAGAAGAUCUUUUCAUUAUAAACAUAUAUGGGGAAUUCCAAUUCAGUUUAUGUUACAGAUGAAGAAGAAGGCGGUGUUCAAAGCCCACUUCUGGUAAAACAUGAUGGUAUUGUUCAGCCAAGUGCAGGUUUCUUCAGUAAACUGACCUUUUCUUGGGUGGGUUCUUUGAUCUCUAGAGGCUAUGCAGAAGCGCUGAACCUUGACGAUUUGCCUCCGCUUUCGGGCAGCGAUUGUGUCGAGGAUUCCUACUUGACUUUCAGAAACUGUUUGGAGUCUUCUUCCAAUUCUGCUGCUAAAAGGGUUGUUGUCACACCUUCCCAGGUUGCCAGGUAUUUAAUCCUGACAUCAUGGACAGACAUAUCAUGGAUGGCUCUGUUCUGUCUCCUGAACACCUUGGCAUCUUAUGCGGGUCCCUACCUUAUCGAUGCCUUCGUUCAGUACCUUGAUGGGAAGAAGAAGAAUUUAUCGUCGUCAUCAUCGUCGUCGUCGUAUUAUCCGUAUCUGUUAGUUUCUUCAUUCUUUGCUGCAAAGCUUGUGGAGUGUCUCAUGCAGAUGCAUUCCGAGUUUAGGGUUGGAGUGGUGGGAAUCCGGACGAAAGCCGUGCUCAUGGAGGGCAUAUGCAAUAAGGUACUGACCCUCUCUUGCGUAUCGAGGCAACGACACACGAGCGGGGAGAUGAUCAAUCUGAUGUCUGUUGAUGCAGAGAGAGUAGGAGAGUUUAGUGUGUACAUGCAUGACCCUUGGAUUAUCAUCUUGCAAGUCACCUUGGCUUUGUUGAUCUUGUAUAGAGACCUCGGGCUUGCGUGGGUAGCUGCGUUUUUCGCAACAGUGCUGGUGAUGGCAGUAAACUACCCUUUAUCAAGCGUGUUAGACAAGUACCAGGACAGACUAAUGGGAUCCAGGGACAAGAGAAUGAAAGCGACCUCUGAGGUACUGAAGAACAUGAGAGUCCUGAAGCUUCAAGCAUGGGAAAUGAAGUUCCUGUCGAAGAUCGUCGAGCUACGGGAGAAUGAGAAUGGAUGGCUGAAAAGAUCUCUUUACGCUUUCGCCAUGACGACGUCUGUCUUCUGGAUCGCCCCUAUCUUUGUGUCUGCCAUCACAUUUGGCGCGUGCAUGAUCAUCCGUGUCCCUCUAGCGCCGGGCAAGAUUCUAUCUGCAAUUGCAACAUUCAGGAUUCUUCAGGAUGCCAUCUCUAACUUGCCUGGCACAGUAUCCAUGAUGGUUCAGACAAAGGUUUCCCUUUGUAGAAUCGCCUCAUUCCUCUCUCUGGACGACUUGGACCUCGGUUCAAUAGAAAGGGUUCAUAGGUCUGAAGCAGCAGUUGAGAUAAGUGAAGGAAACUUUUCUUGGGUUCCAUCUGCAGAAGCAGCAGCUUCGAGCCCUUCGUUGAAAGGUAUAAACCUCAGAGUUGAGCAUGGCAUGAAGAUAGCGGUCUGCGGCGGUGUUGGCUCUGGCAAGUCAACACUACUUUCUUCUAUAUUGGGAGAAGUACCAAAGGUAUCUGGCACUCUCAAGAUGUACGGGUCAAAGGCUUACGUCCCUCAAUCCCCUUGGAUACAUAGCGGUAGAAUUGUUGAUAACAUCUUGUUUGGAGAAAAAAUGGAUGCGAAAAAAUACGACGCCGUUCUUGAAGCUUGCUCCUUGAAGAAGGAUUUUGAAAUGCUGCCCUUUGGGGACCAGACUAUUGUCGGCGAGAGGGGUCUCAACUUGAGCGGUGGACAGAAGCAAAGGGUGCAAAUCGCGCGCGCGUUGUAUCAGGAUGCCGACAUUUAUGUUCUUGAUGACCCUUUUAGCGCUCUUGAUGCUCACACCAGAACCCAUAUCUUCAAGGAAUCUCUUCUGGGGCUUUUAGGAUCCAAAACGGUCAUAUAUGUCACACACCAAGUAGAGUUCUUACCCGCAGCCGAUGUGAUCUUGGUUAUGAAAGGUGGGAGAAUAGUGGAAGCGGGAAAGUAUCACGAGAUCCUGAAACCCGGGCUGGAGUUCGUGGAACUUGUUCGAGCUCAUGACCGAGCUUUGUCUGCCAUUGAUUCAACUGAAGCUGAACUGAACAAGCACAAGAAAGUUGUUGGUGAUGAAGAAGAAGAAGAAGAAGAAACACUAACUUUAGAAGAGGAAAAGAACAAUGAUGAUGAUUCAAAUACAAGGCCUAACAGACAAAUAGUACAAGCAGAAGAAAGGGAGAAAACCAGGGUUGUUGGGUUUUCAGUGUAUUGGGAAUACUUAACUGCAGCAUAUGGGGGAGCUUUGGUUCCCCUGAUAUUGUUUCUCCAGCUUCUGUUUCAGCUUCUCCAAAUCUUUUCCAAUUAUUGGAUGGCUUCGGCUACUCGGUCCGGGUCAGAAGCCGUUGUCGUGGAAGAUGGAAAAACGUUAAUAGGCGUCUACGUUGCUUUGGCCAUUGGAAGUAGCAUUUCUAUCCUAGCAAGGUCCACUCUUCUCAUGAUGGCUGCUUACAAGACAUCAUUUUUGCUUUUUACCAAGCUCCACUCUUCUUUAUUUCGCGCCCCAAUGUCGUUUUUUGACACCACACCAAGCGGGCGUAUACUAAACCGGGUUUCGACAGAUCAAAGUGCAGUGGACAUGAACACUCCGUUGAUGGUCAGCAGAUUUGCAUUCUCGUUGAUUUCACUCUUAGGAACUGUAGUGGUCGUGUCGCUUGUUGUUUGGCAGGUUUUCAUCAUUUUCAUUCCCAUCAUCGCGAUCUCCAUUAUGUACCAGAGGUUUUAUUUCCCAGCAGCGCGAGAACUUUUCAGGUUGGCUGGAGUGACCAAAGCUCCUGUCAUACAGCAUUUUUCGGAGACGAUAUCUGGACUAACAACAAUAAGAAGCUUUGAUCAAGAGUCGCGAUUCGACGAAAUGAACCUGAAACUGAUAAACGAAUUUUCGCGCCCGAGGUUUUUCAGCUGUGCAGCAAGGCAAUGGCUGUGCUUCCGCUUGGAUAUGCUCUCCGCAUUCCUAUUCGCUUGCUCCCUCAGCUUUCUGAUUUUUCUUCCCGGGGCCCUGGUUAAUCCUGGCCGGGUCCAGAUUGGCCACCCUUUGGAGAAGUUGCUAUUCAAGACCUCGAGGUAAUGAAAUUAUGUCCAUUCCCCGUGU
Messenger RNA from Cuscuta campestris, 3207 nucleotides. The record is from the annotation of a GenBank genome assembly. Lineage: Eukaryota; Viridiplantae; Streptophyta; Magnoliopsida; Solanales; Convolvulaceae.